Molecule: messenger RNA, 4043 nt
Organism: Pezoporus flaviventris
Lineage: Eukaryota; Metazoa; Chordata; Aves; Psittaciformes; Psittacidae
Gene: TFEC
Product: transcription factor EC
Exons: 8
Coding region: 300-1250 (316 amino acids)
Biological process (GO): regulation of transcription by RNA polymerase II
Cellular component (GO): nucleus
Molecular function (GO): RNA polymerase II cis-regulatory region sequence-specific DNA binding; protein dimerization activity; DNA-binding transcription factor activity, RNA polymerase II-specific
Source: RefSeq, a predicted model, not a curated record
CUUGUCCCCACCCUUCAUGGGAAGGAAAGCACGUUCUGUGAAAACUCUGGGUGCUCGUUUCCCUCAGCAUUACUGAUCUCCAGCCAGCCAGUCAUGUCUGCUGCCCUCAGUAUGAGUAAGGAGCAAAGGUACAAACACACUUGGAAAAUCAGUCUAGGUACCACAUACAGCAAAGCCAGAGGCACCAGGUGAAGCAGUACCUGACCCUCGAUACCAAGCUGUCCAGCCAGACGCUCUCCCUGUCACACUCCCACACAAUCCAGCCUGUGGGAGCGAGCUCCAUUUUAAGAAACGGACACAUGCCUCCCAUCAGCGACACUGGCACACCAGAAAGCCCUGUUACCAAGCUGCUGGCCCUUGGCGGAGAACAUGAAAAUGUGAUGGAAGAGGUAAUUGAAGACAUAAUCAAUAUGGAAUCAAGUUUUAAUGAUGAAGGGAUAGGUUGUUCUGAAACUCCUCUACUAAUGCAAAGAACUCUAUCUAGCAGCAUUUUGGAUAUAUAUAACAGUGACCAGGGAAUGGCACCAGCUAACAUGGGUCUCACAAAUGCUUGCCCAGCUAAUCUACCAGUAAAAAGGGAACUCACAGAAGCAGAUACACGAGCAAUGGCAAAGGAGAGACAAAAAAAGGAUAACCAUAAUCUCAUUGAGAGGAGAAGAAGGUAUAAUAUUAAUUAUCGAAUCAAGGAGCUUGGCACACUCAUCCCCAAGUCUAAUGAUCCUGAUAUGCGCUGGAACAAAGGAACUAUUUUAAAAGCAUCAGUGGAGUACAUCAAGUGGCUACAAAAAGAACAACAGAGAGCCAGAGAAUUAGAACACAGGCAAAAGAAAUUAGAGCAUGCUAACAGAAGACUUCUACUUCGAAUUCAGGAACUAGAGAUCCAGGCACGUGCACAUGGCCUUCCAGUCAUAUCUUCACUCAGUGCUGUUGAUUUAGCUGCACAGGUCAUCAAGCAACAAUCUUAUCCAGAAGAGAGCUCUGUAGACUACUCUCAACAAAUGCCUCUAGUACAUGAGCAAAAUUCUGAUGUUUGUGAUGGAUCUACAGCCUUUUCCGAUCCACUUUCACACUUCACAGAUUUAUCCUUCAGUGCAGCUUUAAAAGAAGAGCAACGACUAGAAGAAAUUUUACUGGAUGAUACAGUGUCUCCAUUUGGAACAGACCCACUCUUGUCCUCCACAUCCCCAGCUGCAUCAAAAGAGAGCAGCAGGAGAAGCAGCUUUAGCACAGAUGAUGGAGAUGAUUUAUAAAAUCAGAAAGGUCCUCAUACUUCUCUAAAAGACUUAGUUGUACUUAAGCAUGGUGUUUGUGCUUAUUUUAUACGCGAAUGAGAGCCACUGUGAAGAUAAGUUACUACAUGACAAGGGUGCUAAAUCAGCCCUUACUUCACAGGAAAAUGAGAUGGACAUGAACUCAUAUCACUUUGCUCCAAAUUUACACCCUCUGUUCACAGAUGACAUUUGCACAAAUCUUUCUUCAUUGGGAAGGUUUUUACUGUCAUUCCAUGACGUUUUACAGCACUAUAAAAAUGGUUGCCACAAAAGGAAUACCCAUGUUAACAAAAGUGUAUUCAAACUCCCUUUUCAAUCUGUGUUCACUUUUCUCUGCUAUAAACAUGAGUUUCAGUAAUUUGCUUAAUUCUUUUUUCUAUAUAACUAAAAAUUCUACAAAACAUGAAGCAACAGGGAACUAUUUAAGCUGGGAACUGUAGAGCUUUUACAGGUUUUAAAAUCUGAAAGAAACAGAUGGUAAUGCUUUCACACAAGUGAAGUGAGCAUGAAAUUUAAACUGUGUAGGCUUCUCUUUAAAAGCAGAAAAUCUAUUAAGCUUUCCAUGGAAUUCUAUUUUUUUUAAAUUUCAUUUGUAGAAAAAAACCCAGACUUAUAAUAUAUAUUUUAAUAAUACAGAAGAAAAAUGGAAACUAACAUAAUGACAGAGACUAAAACGAACUAAGACAGCAAAGGGCAUGACAUUUCAGCAGAAAGACUGCAUGGGUGCACAAGACUCCACAAAGAUACUCCGGGUUACAAUUAACACAAUUUAAAACAAGCACUGCUAGUCACAGUGCUAUGUCAGCUGCUUAUUCCAAGAAUAUUAAAACUGUGUCCCUUUUUGUGUGGAAGAGACCAGAAUUCAGAGGCACAGCAGUGGGCUUCUAGGCAAUGCUUUCAGUGUCCUUUGGCAGUACAGUAAGGUUUAUCCAAAGGGACUCUACUUUACCCAUACAUUUGCCUUUUAUCCAUAUGAAAAUAGAGGGAAAUUACAAGAUUCCCAUUGCAUACACUUGAAACAAAGAUAAUUUAAUUUCAGAUUUGACUUUGGAUUCACUACAGAAAAGUUGAAAAGGAAGACUUUUCAAACUGAAGGAGAUAUUCAGAAGUGUUGAUGUGAUGCACUGCUGCUUGUAACUAGCUUGCUGGGAGGGGGCGUUCAGAAAAUGUGUUUUGAUGACUCAGUAAAGGCUUGGCAGCUAAAAGGCAGAUAGAAUGCAUAUCAUUUCUGUGCAUACUGAAAUUCUGGAGAGUGAUACAUCUUCCUGGAGGACAUUAAGUGCAUUCAUUCUAAUUGUAAUAUUAAGACAUGGGAAAAUAAGCUGGGACAGGUUCUUCGUAGCUCUUCCUCAACCAAAGCCAAAAGAUCACAUUAGGGAGUUCUUUAACAAUUCAAAAUAUGUUUCAAAAGUGUGCAUUAAUUUUGCUGUCACUGAGCCUGCCUCACACCCCUGAAGCGUCAUGGGAUUGGAAAUAGUAAGAAGAGAUUAAAGCGGAUUCUUGUUUUCAUGAACAUUUUAAAUGUAUUUAAGCAUAUUAUCUAAGAGCAGAACAAUUGUUUCUUCCUUUUGCCUCUUUUGUUAUUGAUACCUCCUCCUCACAGUCCUUGUGAGGUUUGUGUUACACCAGGGCCGUAGCCCAUUCUUGACCAACCAUGCUAGUGUCAUGAUAGUUUCUUAACUGGGAAUUUAGCAGUGGGAUAAUAAAUUACAUCUGGAUGGCUAUGAAAGAUGAUGGACUAUGCAAUUUCACAAGAAUAUAUGUUUUUUAGGAAAAUCAAGGAUUUCUAUAAGCCUGUGCAAAUUACUCAGAUGUAAACUGAACAGAACAGUACUGAUCUUCUUGUUGUUUAUGAUUAAUGUUGCUUCCCAGACAGGCCAGCACCUGACCCUCAGAACAGACUACUGUACGCUUCCAUUGCAUGGUUAAAAAUAAUAACAGCAAACAAGGUUCUUGUAAUUUUCUCUUCUUUAGUAGCGUGGAGGAAAUGGAUGGAAAAACAAAUGGAUAUUGACCAAAGGUAACUGAACAUAAGAUUGAUCAGCAUUUUAAUUGGCUGCUUCUGUAAUUUAAGGUCAUUAAAAGAGGAACCACUUACUUUUACCAAAGACUAUUUAAUAUUGACAUUUGAAUAUAAGAUAUGAUGAGUUUAAAGUAACAUUUAUGCUCACAUUAUGUCUAGUGUAGGAUGUGUGUUGUCCAUUUCAGCUGAUGAAAAGAAGGGAUACUUGGUUGAUAUCAAAUGCCAUUUGUCCUUGUACUGCAGUUUCUACUACAUUAGUUUUAAAUACACCAGUGUGGGUUGCUCAUAACAGAGAAAAAGAAAUUAAAUAUGAAUGUAUUACAUGAUUUUCCCAUUGAACUUUUACAUGGGAGUUAGACCAUACUUCUGAACUAUAUUGACUUUAAAUAACAACCUGAAUUUCAUCACUUUUAUAAGCACUGUUCUAAAAAAAACAUUAUAGUACAUCCAUUAAAUUUUUAAAGUUGAUUUUCAUUCUUCUGACAAUUGCUUCAGUCUGAAGCACCAGACUUUUAUUUUUCCUGCAUGAGAAACUUAACAGAAGACAGUGAAUGCUCCUUUUGCAAUAUGUUGUAUUAACGUGUAUUGCAUCUAAACAUAUUCAAGCUGUCUUCGUUCAUACAAAGCUCCCCACCCCCCUUGCCCAAAACACUAAAUGUAUUCACACCUGUGGGUGUGUAUUAUGGCAACGUUGUUUCACUACCAUUAUGACUUUUCUAGUAGGAAGCCAUCAUAAAUUAGUAUUUUAA